GAGUACUACUGAGUACUCCUAUAGGCACUGACAAUGGCCCCUAAUAGCGGUUUCACGCCGAAGGCGUCACUAACAGAGGCUCCUACUAACCUAAAGGAGGCCAUUGACUGGGUCCUCAGGGUAACUGGUAAGGAUGGUAAACCACUGAGUGGUGAUGAAUGUAUAUGUGGUCUGGCGGCGGCAGUGACUGACCUACUGCAGUCAGUGACCCUGGAGUACCAUGGCUAUCAAGGUGAUACUAAGGAAACUGACAGUGCUAAAGGCGCCUCCGAAGAGCAAGUCAAGGAACGCCUCAAUGGACUGUUCUCCCUAGUCCAGGGACUAGGUGGUACCGCAGUGGUCAGGACCUACAUAGACCAGUUGGCACAGGUACUCAGUGCACUCGUUGGGUGGAGUAAGAUAGAUAAGUGUUGGAAGGGUGGCAGCCAGUGCAAGAAGGGUAAUAAGGAACAUCAUGGCCAAAGUGGCAGUGGAUGCGAGUAUCUUAAGGAUAUAAAGCCGGACAACAAGUGUCAGGACUGUGGGUGUAUGAAAUAUGUAGUGAUCCCGAGCGUCGAUUGGGUACAACUGGGCAGGGGGUGUACAAAGUGUAAGGGUAGUGGCACUGAUGAGGAGGCGAAGAAGCAGGGCUGUCAGUGUGAUACUGAUGAUGAAGAGGGCUGUAGUGCUGGAAAUGAGUGUAAAUGCGCUCUAGCAGGCAAAUGCUGCAAGUGUUGUUGUACGGGUUGUAGUGGGAAGUGUAGUGAUAAGUGUAGCUGUAUAGAAAAAGAAGACGAUAAGACGAAGAUGCUUGGACGCCCUACAUUUCAUGACAGUUAUCAGUCUGCAUAUGGAGAAAUGAAUUUCAUAUCAAUAUACGAUGGAUCAGAUUAUCGUAUAAGCUCCACAUGGACAGAUCUAGUGGAACGGGGUGGUAGUAAGACUCCCUCCCAACGCCGUCACCACUGUGCCCGGAUACUCCUAGGGUCAGUAUGUCUCAUUUGGAGUGGACUUACUUAUAUGUAUUGGACAGGAAAGUGGACCAAGGGUAGUCCAUACUGGAACAACCACAUCCUGGACGGUAGUGGUCUAGAUGAUGGAACACUAUCACAAUGGCUACAGGCCCUAGGGUUUCCUAGGGAAAUGCUUAAUAACCAUGGUCCUGGAAAUAGAUGGGAUGCUAUUAUAUGGGAUGGUAUUAUGGGUAAGUUAUAUUUGGGAUUCCCGCAUACCAGUGACAAUGCUGCCCAUGGCAGUGACAACAAUGAUAAUACAUUCAGACAACCAGCUGGUAUGAACUAUGCAGGAUAUAUACAUACCGUAGACAGGGGUGCAUUUGAUAGUAGUGUCUUUAAGGAGAAUAGCAAUGGCGUUGACAAGAACAAGCUAGGUGCCCUCUUCAAGCUCUACAUUCUAUCAUGUGCCUAUUUUACCGGUCUACAGAAAAAGAGUAGUACCCAGAGCAGUACUUCUACGACUCCUAGGACAAUCCGUGAGAUCCUAUACUGGCUCAGUGCAUUGCCCUAUAGUACGGCAUAUAAGGAUAUGCUGGACUAUGCUAAGGAGAGACUCAAGAAAGAAGCACCAGAUGUUGGAGGCAAAAGGCAACUUUCAUUCCUUCAAACAGGCCGUUCAGCUCCAAUUACCGUUGAUGAAUUCAACCUCUUUGCCCACUUCCAAGCAGUGACUCAGUACUGCCCCCUGGUCCUCAUAGGUAUCCAAGGAGGAUUACACAGUACUAACAGUACUACUCCUGCCAUUCACUCCCUCUACGCUAACACUGCUUGCAACUUCACCUAUCCCACUGUGUCCAUCCAAGCAUACAACCAGGUGGUCCACUACAUUAGGGCUCUGUUCUACCAGUUGUAUUUCCUUAGGAAGCAAUGUGCCAUGAAAGUGGCUCUAGGAGGCAAAUGGCGUGAGUGUAGGUAUGGGGACGGAGUAGUGUCCAAGGGGGUUAUUAGCUGGAUGUGCCUGGGGUGUGACCCCAUGGAACAUGAUAGGAAAAGUAGGGUUGAGAAGGUAAAGGGGGAGUUGGGUGGGGUAAUAAAUAAGCUAAAGGCAUUGGAGAAGAUUGGUGAUGGGAUCGAGAAGGCUAAAGCAUUACUCGUGGCCAUAGGGGAAGUAGUGGUACAAUUGGGUAAUGCCCAGGAGGCAUUGGAAGGGAAGGAUAAGGAUGCGAUAGGGAAGGUGAAGACGGCACUAGGGGAGGCUAAGACGGAACUGGAUAGUGCUAAGCAGGAACUGGAGAAGGAUGGGCUGGAUGUGCUCGAUGGGGAGGAGAAGCUAAAGGGGGCGCUAGAUAAGCUGACGACGAAGAAUGGUGGUAGUAGUGGAAUACUAAAGGAGGUAGACGGUGCACUAGAGAAGGCCACGAAUAAGGAUGGAAAAGAGGUAGAUCCUGGUAAGAACAAGAUAAGUGAGGCUAUCAACAAAGUACUGGAAAUGCUGAAGGAAAUGGAGAAACAGUUGAAAGAAGUUCUGGAGAAGGAACAGUCAAAUAUGGAUGAAAAUACAAAUUUGAAUGGCCACGAAAAAGGUUUUCACAAAGCCAUCAAAGAACUCAUCUCCAUAUGUAACUCUCCCAAGUGCUCUGGAUGUACAAAACACUCUACCAAGUGCGGCAAAAAGCCAGAGUCUAAGUACUGUGACAAGUGCCACCAACAAUACAUGGACGGUACGCCAUCGCCCCUCCAGGCAUUCCUAGAGGAUAGGUUACCAGGGUUUAGUUGUAAUAAUAUACCUGAAGGGGACAACCCAGAGUAUCCCCUGGCUGCAUCCCACUUGGAACACUGCGGUAGUUCCGGUCAGUGCUGCCCACUGCCAAUGGGAUUUAGAAAUCAAUUCCACAGCGGCAUCAGCUAUAUGACUGGCUCAAGACUCUACGGGAUCCUCUACUUCUUCAGUAACGGUGACAUGAUGCAAUCUUGUGUUUAUACACUAGUGAGGGUGACAGCAGCACUCAGUGCUACGACACCACAGGUAUUGGGUGAUGUCUUUGGGUUCUUUAGGGGUGGUGUAGGAAAUCCAGUACAAAAGGAGGACAAGUCGAGGACGUGUGAUCACAUUACAGAUCCUAAAGACUCAAAUAACAGUAAGGAAUACUUUUGCGGCUGGUGUGCCUCUGGGUUACGUGAUGUAGUAAAAGAGAUAGAGUGGAUAUACAAUGGGAACAGUACUCCAGGAGGGCAGUACAUGAAGUCUGUCGGACAAGCACUGAUAAAGAUUAAGGGCGACAAGGGCAGUGCUGUCGCUCUAAAUUCAACUACUACUACUACUACCACUAAUACAUCCCUCUCACGACUCACUAAGAACUGCCAGUACCUCUCCCCUCUAACCGGUGAGCUUUAUACUGCAGUGAGUGCCACUUUCGGAGGAACAUACCUCUCAUGGGUACUAUAUCUAUCAGAUUCCCUAUACUGGGGAUUACAGUCACUCUCUGAGGCAUUCCAACAGAUUGAAUGCCGGGGCUGUAGAGACUGUGACCCCAAUAAGUGCAAGAAGGGACAUCAUGGUGAGACGGGUACAGGGAGCGCAGGACUAUGUAACUGCUCAUCAAUCGUAUCAUGUACCGGGGUGCUGCCAGUACUAUAUAGGCAUGGCUUCAGCUACGGUAACCCAUUCAAUCUGGAGGGAUAUGAACAGAGGGAUGGAAAGACGGAUGGGCAGUAUGACAUUGAGAACAAGAAGAAAGAGCGUACUAAGAAGUGUCACCAAUUCUUGGACAGUCUCAGUGCAGUGAUUGACAAGAACAAGCAGAGCGCCUCCCAGAAGGACCACCCCCUAACAGAGCUCCUAAAGCAAGUCGGUGCCCUCCAAUACGACAUACGGCUCCCCUGGAUAUUUGUUCUGACCCUAGCCUGGCUCGUGGCGGUACUCUACCUUGCCUUUGGUGCCAUAUGGCCACUGGACUGGACACAUAUGAGGUCGCAUUGGUUACGGGGUGGAGAACACCAGUGGCAAUGUAUGUGGUAUAAGGUGAUGACGGGACGCAAAGGAAUGGAACUGGUGGAGUAUUUUGGUAGAAGGUAGUGGUGACUUAGUGGCGCCUUCGGCGCAACAGUG
Messenger RNA from Babesia bovis T2Bo, 4044 nucleotides. Its product is annotated as variant erythrocyte surface antigen-1 alpha subunit. The coding region runs from base 34 to 4011 and encodes 1325 amino acids. Lineage: Eukaryota; Apicomplexa; Aconoidasida; Piroplasmida; Babesiidae. The transcript has 3 exons. The record is from RefSeq and is a predicted model, not a curated record.